This is a messenger RNA of Ochotona curzoniae (black-lipped pika), 1572 nucleotides long. RefSeq names its product cysteine rich secretory protein 2 (gene CRISP2). The transcript has 10 exons. Gene Ontology annotation, cellular component: extracellular region. The record is from RefSeq and is a predicted model, not a curated record. NCBI's taxonomy places the organism in Eukaryota, Metazoa, Chordata, Mammalia, Lagomorpha, Ochotonidae. The coding region runs from base 276 to 1100 and encodes 274 amino acids.
CGUGGCACAAUGAGAACGCUUACGUUGCCACAGGGGUACUGAAGCAGCGUGUCCAAAGCCCCAAGCCAAGAAGAUCUGUGCUCAGCAGCCGGGCACUAUGAAACUGUGCACCAUGCUGUACCUACAAGCAUCCUAAGAGAACUAUGCAUCCUGGCUUUAGAACAUCUGCCAUAAAGGGUACAGUACUUUCCCGUUGCUAAGUGGUCUUCAUCCAGCCCAAGAUCUUUUUGAAUUAGGUUUACUUGCACAAUUAGAACUUACUGGAACACAAAUGGAUGCAAUACAAGUUCUCUUGUAAACUCUUUCCAGUAGCCUUUCAACAGUUAAAGCAGAUAUUUCAUUCUGCCCUCAGAACCAACACAAUGGCUUUGUUCCCAAUGGCUCUAUUCCUCCUGGUUACUCUGCUGCUUCCAACUUUACCCACUGAAGGCAAGGAUCCAGCUUUUACUGCUUUGUUAACCACCCAAACACAAGUGCAAAAGGAAAUUGUAAGCAAGCACAAUCAGCUAAGGAAGGCAGUCUCUCCCUCUGCCAGCAACAUGCUGAAGAUGGAAUGGAACAGAGAGGCAAUGGUAAAUGCUCAAAAAUGGGCAAAUAAGUGCACCUUAGAACACAGUGACCCAGAAGAUCGAAAAACAAGUACAAAAUGUGGUGAGAAUCUUUAUAUGUCAAGUGACCCUACUGCCUGGUCAGAUGCAAUUCAAAACUGGUUUGAUGAAAGCCGUUAUUUUACCUAUGGUGUUGGACCAAAGACUCCCCAUGUGAUUACUGGACAUUACACUCAGCUUGUCUGGUAUUCAUCUUACCGUGUUGGAUGCGCAAUUGCCUUCUGUCCCAAUCAAGAAAAUUUUAAAUAUUACUAUGUUUGCCAGUAUUGCCCAGCAGGUAAUAAUGUGAAUAAAAAGAGUACUCCUUACCAACAAGGAAUACCUUGUGCCAGCUGCCCUGGUCACUGUGACAAUGGACUUUGUACAAAUAGCUGUGAGUAUGAAGAUCUCCUUAGUAACUGCGGCUCCUUGAAGAACACAGCUGGCUGUGAUCAUGAGUUACUCAAGGAGAAAUGCAAAGCUACUUGCUUAUGUGAAGACAAAAUUUAUUAGAAUGGCUCAUGUGCACUCUUCAGGACUGCAUGAAGAACUGCUGCAUUGUUAGUUUGACACAAGUCAGGGUAAAAUUAUGUCAGUUACAAAUUUGAUUCCAAAUGGUGAUACAUCUGUUUCCUCCUCAAUUUUCACUGAAAUCUCUGUCACACAAUGAUUGUCAAGAGCAUUCUAGUUUGUGAUGACCCACUGGACUUUGGUAGAAAUUUUGUUCUUUAAAUGCAGUGAGUUGAACCAAAUUGAGGAUGUUGGGAGCUAUAUAACCACAAGACCUACACCACAAGAACAAUGAAUCAACAUGUAAACUUAAACGUGUCCAGAAACAACACAAUAACAGAGAAAAGACUGAACAUCUGUGUCUUUCCUACUACAUGAUUUCCACUUGUGUAAAGAAUGAGCACAAAGCUUGGCAUUGACAUUUUUCCCGUGGCAUUUGUUUUAAACAGGAGUAAUAAAGAACUUAUCUGAGCAA